AAAACAAAACAAAACAAAACAAAACAAAACAAAACACCUCUCUCUGGAAGACGGAGGGACUGUGAAAGCAACCGAGGAAACAGGAAGCUUUCAUUCCCAGCAGCGUGGGACCCUCGCCCAAGGCCGGGAAAACACAGGGGUGAAAUGACAGCUAUAGAAGUACACUCCACAGGCUGUACAGAAACAACAAAAACAGUGCUAUACACACCAGUAAGGAACGGCACUGGCAUGCUCCACCUCCUGUGGGCAGCCUGGGGAUGAGGUCAUUUUCCAAAACAGGGAGCUGGUCAGCAUUUUCCAUGCCCAGGGCAAGUUCCCCUUGAUGGACAGCGCCUAAUGACCAGCGCUGAGUCAGUCUAGGAGCAGCAAGACUGGAAACCCCGGAGCAGGAGCCACGUCAGCGUGACUCACUCAAGCAAUGGCAAGUUCUCACAGCAACAACAUGAAACGCCCAACAGGGUGAUGACUAUGGGAGGAAAACGGACCGGAACCUGGACAGUGCGUGCACUGCACACCCUCCUGGUUAACAGUCCCACGCCCCGAGAGCUGUUCUUUACAUGAAUUUCUUCUGUUAAAGCAGCUCGUGUGGCUUCUGCACCCUGGUGGAGCCAACACACGUGCCUGUCACGGAGGUGAGGAGUGGGUGCCCACCAGCAUUUCACGCUGACCUUCCAGAAACAGGGUGUCCCUUACAGCCUUCAGCCUGCCAGGACAGAGCCACCCCUGGUCGUUCUGUUGGAAUUUCAGUGUUCCUGUCUUUUAGGCGACAUCUGCCAAGCGCAGUUUGUGUGAGGAAACGCAUUCUGUUGUGUCUGCCGGGGCCCAGCGCGGCUGCUGUGCACGAACCAGCUUUUGUGGCCCUCGGAGCCAUGACUCAGUCUGGAGCUCGGCUACUCUCCGGCCCGGGGUGCUGGCAUUUCCCUGGGGCCCAGUGCCUCUAUUUUCCCCAUGAGGCCUCAGCCAAGAGGAGGUUCUAGAAGAAAGGAAAAUACUGGUGCGGAGAGAGAAGGGCUGGCCAAGAGGCACCACGCCAUCAGUGCUGAUGGGGAGACGCGGCUCCAGCCCGGCACUGCUGUCCUUACGAGGCGUGUUUCCUUUUUAUUCAGAGGAAGAGCAGCAGAGGAACACGUCAUGGAGACGGACCGAGUGGAAGGAGCCAGGGAUGGCGACAAGCAGAAGGAAGUGUGUUUUGUCCCCAUCCAGGGAAGCUUUUGUUUCAUGAGACUUACUUGCACACGUCUGGUGGCCGCCCUGGACAUUCAUGGACUUUUGUUUUCAGUCAGAUUUUGUGAUUCAAGUGACACAAAGCACGAGGACGUCACUGGGCGAGAGGGCCAGGUCACCCCACCAUGGAGGGGCGUGCCCCAGCUGUGCAUCGCGGGAGUGGGCUUGUCCAGUCUUCAAACACUGGGACAGGAUGUGCCCAUCUCAUAUAAGACGUGAAUAAUAGUAGAAAUUUCUGUU
This is a messenger RNA of Chlorocebus sabaeus (green monkey), 1464 nucleotides long. RefSeq lists its product as uncharacterized. The record is from RefSeq and is a predicted model, not a curated record. NCBI's taxonomy places the organism in Eukaryota, Metazoa, Chordata, Mammalia, Primates, Cercopithecidae.